Messenger RNA from Trichophyton benhamiae CBS 112371, 1494 nucleotides. RefSeq lists its product as uncharacterized. Bases 1 to 1494 code for a protein of 497 amino acids. The record is from RefSeq and is a predicted model, not a curated record. Gene Ontology annotation, cellular component: oligosaccharyltransferase complex; membrane. Lineage: Eukaryota; Fungi; Ascomycota; Eurotiomycetes; Onygenales; Arthrodermataceae. The transcript has 3 exons.
AUGAAGCUGCUCGCCGCGCUGCUGCUCUCGUGCGGCCUCGUCUCUGCGACGGCCGCAAACACCACAGCUACAGAGCCCGCCAUCCAGGUCCUACCGAAGAACUUCAGGCCGCCGCAGGUCUUCCAGAAUAACAACCUAGUGCGCAUAAUCAAUUUGGAGAAGAGCUAUGUGCGGGAGUCGAUCAACGUUGUGGUUGAAAAUGUCGACAAGCGGCCGCAGUCAGAGUACUAUGUGGCCUUUCCAACAGACACAAUCGACAAAGUCGGCGGCCUCGAAGGCUGGCCGAAGGACUCGGAAGAGAAGAAGAAGUUUACAGUAACGUCGACACGGCAGAUUCCUUCAAGCUCGCAUCAAUACUUCAUCAUACACCUCCAUCAACCUCUCGAACCGGCCGCAAAGCUGACCCUGACUCUGUCAUACCAUCUGCAAUCCGCUCUUACUCCUAUUCCGGCUGCAAUUGAACAGGAUGGCAAGCAAUAUCUCUCCUAUACCUUCCCGCAGUUUGUUCCGUCCGCAUACACCACCAACAAGCAGAAGACGACCGUCAAGUUCCGUGGCACAGAUGUUCCAGACUACACUCGACCUACCACUCUCAAGUCCGAAGAGGACCCUAAGCGUGAGGGCAGCACCUUUACCUAUGGCCCGUAUGAUAUGGAAGUCAAGCCGGGCACCAGUGCACCCAUCACCGUUCGCUACGAGUACACGAGACCCGUGGUGACCUGCACUCGCCUCGAACGUGAUAUCGAGAUAUCCCACUGGGGCGGUAAUAUGGCCACUGAAGACCGAUUCUGGUUCAGAAACGACGCUGCCAAACUGACCAAACAGUUCUCCCGAGUCGAAUGGACCAAGAAGCAGUUCCACAAUGCACAGAGCGUAGCCUUGAACUUGAUCAGAGUGCCCCUUGCUCCAGGGUCUGUAAACCCUUACUUCAUUGACGACAUCGGCAAUGUCUCGACCAGCCGAUUCCUACCUGCUACAGAGACUCGUCUCGGCCUCUUGGAUUUACGCCCGCGUUACCCCAUUUUCGGUGAUUGGAAGUACAGCUUCAAGAUCGGCUGGAACAACCCACUCUCCAGCGUCUUGCGGAAACAGAAAACUGGCUCUGGCGAGUCAUACGUUCUCAAAGUACCGUUCAUUGACGGGCCAAAGAUUCCUGAGGGUGUUCAGUACCAGGACUUGGAAAUCAGAAUCAUUCUGCCUGAGGGAGCUGAGAAUGUCAAAUAUGAGAUUGUUGAUGGAUUGGGUAUUCCCAACCAUAUCCGCUCCGAAAUUUCAUACUACAAGACCUUUUUAGAUACCAAGGGCAGAACUGUCCUGAAUCUCUCCACCACCAAGGUUGGAGAUGAGGCUAAGGAUGGAUUCAUCAUCGUAACAUACGACUAUCCUUUCCUCGCUGCCUUCAGAAAACCAUUGAGCAUUUUCGGUGCUAUGCUUGCAGUUUUCACUGCCGCAUGGGUCCUGGGUAAUAUUGACGUUAGCAUUAAAAAGAGGUAG